GUCAUAUUGUCAAUCGUGUUUUGUAAUUUUGAUUUGUUUUGGCGGGCGUUCACAAAAGUAAAGAUUUGCUAUGGAUCCAAGCAAAGUAUUUGCGAAAAUAAAAGAGCUUGGACAUGUAAAUGCCAAACGCGAAGAGCUACGUGAAUACUGCCAACUUAAAAUCGAACAGAUAUUAAAGUUUCUGCCUCGACGUAUUGUAAGCAGUGAUGGCGGGGAUCUUCUCAAUUGUAUAUUCAAUGGAUUUCCAGAUACUGCUUGCAAAAACAAAGUUAAGGUUGUUGACAUAGUACUCCAGACCAUGAGAAAGGAGUCCACAUCACUCACUCAUUGCGGAGAUGUUACAAGCCGACUUUGCCUGGAGCUACCGAGGUUGCCCGUAGAUGAUCUAGUGAGAUGGUCCAGUGACUGUGUGCAGUCUAUUGUCAAUGAUAGUGAUGUUAAUAUGAUUUGGCGAGAUGUCCUACCAGAAUGCAUCAACGCCAUAUGCUCGUAUGACAUGAUAAAGCACUGCGGGUCAGAGCUAACUACCACAGAGUAUAAAGAGCAGUGCAUCCACACUCUAUGCCAGUGUCGCUGGACUGAGCGCCAGCUUGUGCAACUGGCUGCUAUGUUCAAGGAUAUGCAGCUAUCGCGCAAUGACCACAAGCAGGUCGUGAAUAAGAUAUGUUCUUAUAUCAUAGACAUACCGCCAGACACCCUGCCUCCUCUAGUUCAUCAGUUACUCAAACUGUGCAAGACGUACCACUUGGAGCUGGUGCUGUCACACCUGAGCCACUACUUCAGCGUGCGGCUGUACAGCAAGCUGGAGCCGCCGCCGCAGGACUCCGAGUCCACCACCAUCGAUAUUGAUGACAUUGUGCCCCACAGUUCAGCAGAACUGAGCCGCUGUCUAUCCACCUGCAUCUACCACAUAUCGCAAGGUGCUGCCGACCCCGAGCUGGUCCGCAAGCAUAUCAGGCUGUGGCCGAAGACACAACUGCUGAGGGCUCCAUUCAUCAUAGACCUGGCGUUAGCUAUGUCUGAUAAGGGUGCUGAUUUUAGAUCUGUUUGUUUGGAUGUAAUAAGAACAACGCUAGAACAUCGCGCGAUGGAUGACCUGAGAGCGAAGGAGAGCGCGUGGGUCCGCGCCGUCACGCCGCCCGACGUCGACGUCGUCAGUGUACUCAAACUUAUCACUACUGAGAGUGCCAACCACAGACAGCUAACCGUAGUUGGUCUCAUCAACCUUGCGUUCCUCCUUCUCUCCGUCUCCCGUCUCAAGCCUGUCGCCCAAACGUGCUGGUCACACGGCAAGCUGAUCCUGGUGCGGCUCAGCAAGGCACAGCCGGAGACAGCGGGCCACAUACUGAGCCAGCUGGCCGACAAGCUGUGCAGCGAUACUACGCAGCGCCAGUAUGCAGACUGCCUCUACGUCCUCUGCAAGUUGACCCCCGUGUCAGUGGAGCGCUGUACUCAAUUGGGCACGAUACUCGAGAACUGCCAGCCGUCACCUACAGACUACAGGGCUGCAGCAUCAGUCCUGGAUGCCGUACAUCCACUCCUCAACUUCAGUACGAGGACCAGAGAUACCUUGGUUAUGGUGUGCCGGAAAGGACUUUAUUCUAGGGACUCCCAACACCGUUGCCUUGCGCUAUCAGGCUUCCUGUCAGUGCUGCGUCACGUGCGCGUGAGUGCCUCAGUGACUAGCAGUCAGAGCUACAGUGAUCAGUACAGCGCACACUCCUACCUCACUCAGCUCACCGUGGAUUUGCAUGCUACGCAUCAGGGGAAUGUUGUAACAUCACGAGUGCGGAACGAGGCGAUGUGUAUGGAGGUGGUGUCCAUACUGCGACGAUGUCUUGUACAGGACGCGCUCGUCAAACAGUUGCUUUAUACCAAAAUCUACGAGUGCGCGAAAGACAAGCAGUCGCUCCACGAGUCUAUCUUGGAGCUGCUGUAUGAGCACCUGAGCAAGUUCCUGCCCGAGGGCGACAGAGUAUCCUCCUUGCUGCUCAACAAGUGUGUGCAGAUUAAUGGCGUUACUGCUGUAUUAACUGAGCCCAUAGCCCAUCUUCUCUACGCCGUCGCCCAGUUCAUCCAACCUGGUGAGGAGGAGGAUCUGGAAGACAUCCUCGCCAGCCAGUCCGUGGAGACAGGCACAGCUUACCUGAAGAGUAAGCUGGGCAGGAUACUGCAGCAGCUGUGUGAUGCUGACCAGUUCUUUAGUGUUGAUUUGGAAGAUUCCAGCCUCAGUGACAUAACAUCAGAAUCCAAAGCAAAAUGCCUGAAAGUGCAGCAAAUGCUACAAUGUUACGAAACUCUGAUAGGUCAUACGAUCAUGCAGUGGAGUACCACUAGUAAAGAUGUGGCUAAUAAGGUGUAUAAGCUGUUUAAAGCGAGUAAUCAGCUAUUGGAACAGACUAAGGUAGUACCAAAAGCAAAUAAAAAAGGGAACAAAUCUCUAAACGAGACUAGAGAGACAGUAAAAUCUCAGAAGAGUCAGAAAUCACAGAAGUCACAGAAGGAGAAGGGCAAAGCUCCCGUCAAGUUGUCCAACUUAGUCAAGGAUAAGGCGGGGCCUUUCAAACCUCUGCCGUGUUUGUGGGACACCAAGAUGUGCUAUAGGGUCAUUGAACUUUUGUAUGGGGAUAACGUACCAUGGUCCUCAUUAGACCAGCGCAAUCAACUCCGUGCUCGCCGCGACUUUCACAUUUGGGCACUGCGAUGCAUCCACUCAGUGCUACUCAGCGAUCACUUGGAGAAGAAGGCUGUAGCCACGCACGUGGUCAGCAUAGCCACUGUCCUGUACAACUGCUGUGUCCGUAGGUUUCAAGAUAUGUGUGAGUUCGACGAUCAGACCGCGGUGGCAUGUUUGGAAGUGUUCAAGACUUGUCUCACUCUGCUGUUCUCGCCUCUCUACUCGCUCAAGAUGGACUCUUUCUUGACGUCUAUAACGGAUAACACCGACAAGACAGGAGCAGAAUGCCUAUCAAUAAUUCUAGAAAACAUCCACGUGGCCUUCCUACAUAUAGAAGAGGAUAGUAUUCCUGAUGAGAGAGAUGUUAUAGUGAAGAAACAGCUCGGGGUACUCAUACAGAUAGCCUCGUUGUUGUUGGAGACACCUACUGUUUCUUGCCCGCAGAAGACUAGGAUCUUAGUAAAACUAGAAGACUACAUCCGUACCAGCAAGCAAGACUGUCUCCCACUAAUAGGACCGUUGCUGACGUCAUCGUACAGUGAACAGCAAGAAGCCACGCUAUUGGACGAGUUGAUCGCUAAACUGUCCUGUGCUUUGGGGAGGAUUGAUGAAGAAGACACAUCAGCAGGCGAGGACACGAACAGCUUCUUCACGAUAGACGCCCGCACUGGACAUACAGUACUCACCACUAUAUGCGACCACUUGGCCGUCAGGGCUAAAGGCGUGGAACAUUUGUUGGGAAGAGCAAGGGAUCUUACGGUCGCUGUGAACACUGCUGCUCAUGCUGCUCAGCAGAGGAUUGAAAGAGAAAUAACAGAAGUAUACAAGUCAAUUAUAGUGCAGCUAUGCCAGAUAACUACAUGGACAGCUUCAUGCUGCAAGCUGCGGUGCUGCGUGGGCGGCGGCAGCGGGCGCGUGCUGGGCGGCGCCGUGCGGCUGUACGUGCUGCUGGCCACCCUCGCCAAGCAGGCCGAGCCCGCUCCCGCUGCUGCUGUGCGAUUCGAGCGCCUCCUGAAACUAAGCGGCAAGAAGCUGUCAACAGUAAUGGACAACUUGAUCACGUACUUAGAGGCGUCGCAACAACAGCAGAACGCGAGCAAAGUGCUGCGAGAGACUAAGCUUAUACCGCGGCUUGUGUUGGAGGCUGAGAACUUUAGUAAACGGGUUAUAUUGCUCGCUAAUAAGGCCAAGUUAAACUGGCAUCAAUACCUAUCCCUGGGUACUGCCCGCGACUUCAGGAUCAAAGGUCCCGCGUUACAAGAAGCUCUUAAUGCUAUUGACCAGGCUGAUGAGACGAGAAACGAAGAUGAAGCAGAAAUAAACGAUGCUGAGACGGAAAUAAUAGAAACUGUGAGUGAUGCAGAAAUAGAGGAGGCUGAGGAUAUUAGUGAUGAAGCUUCUAGAAGGAAGAGGAGAAGAGUAUCGUGAAUACAAUACAUAAAUAAUGUACAUUUUAUUAAUAAAUACUCAUGUUAUUUUUA
This is a messenger RNA of Helicoverpa zea (corn earworm), 4158 nucleotides long. It is a transcript of the gene FANCI, whose product is annotated as Fanconi anemia group I protein homolog. Gene Ontology annotation, biological process: DNA repair. Bases 71 to 4105 code for a protein of 1344 amino acids. NCBI's taxonomy places the organism in Eukaryota, Metazoa, Arthropoda, Insecta, Lepidoptera, Noctuidae. The record is from RefSeq and is a predicted model, not a curated record. The transcript is spliced from 25 exons. Gene Ontology annotation, molecular function: DNA polymerase binding.